AUGUUGGCAGCGAAAAGGGGGGAGGAAGGCCGCGCGCGUAGGGGAGAGAGAAAAGUUUUUUUUCAGAAGCGUGAAGUUUAUUGCAAGAGCGGGGGUCAGUCGGCGGUGUUGUUGUGUUUUUUUUUCUACCUCUGUCGCGGGGCGUCGUGGCGCGCCCCUUCUUCUUAUAGAGGGGCCGCCAACAUCUUCCACUUCACAAGACCGCCGCUCUUCAAAGGGAGAUUGUCCACGUGUACACCUGGCGUACACGUAGACCAAUAA
Messenger RNA from Chondrus crispus (carragheen), 261 nucleotides. RefSeq lists its product as hypothetical. Bases 1 to 261 code for a protein of 86 amino acids. Lineage: Eukaryota; Rhodophyta; Florideophyceae; Gigartinales; Gigartinaceae. The record is from RefSeq and is a predicted model, not a curated record. The transcript has a single exon.